AUGCGCCCCGGACCCCAGGCCCUGGCUGCGCAGGCCGUCAAGAUCGAGCCGCAGGUCGAGGUGAUCCCUGACAUCAAGAUCGACCUGUUCGGCGCGGUGUCUGCGGUGUCGCCCGACGAGGCACAGGCCGGCGUGUUCAAGAACGUGGACGGUCACCGCAAUGAGGACGGGCGCUACGCCGCGUUUACGGCCGAGAUCAGCUCGUUUGUGCCCAAGGAGCGGCAGUACACCGACCCGGUGCGCACGCUGGCGUACGGCACGGACGCGAGCUUCUACCGCCUCAACCCCAAGAUGGUCGUCAAGGUGCACAACGAGGCGGAGAUCCGCCGCAUUCUGCCGAUUGCCAAGAAGCACGGCGUGCCCAUCACGUUCCGCGCGGCGGGCACCAGCCUGAGCGGCCAGGCGAUCACGGACAGCGUGCUCCUGAAGCUCAGCCACACGGGCAAGAACUUCCGCAACUUCACCAUCCACGGCGACGGCAGCAGCAUCACCGUGGAGCCGGGGCUGAUCCUGGGGGAGGUGAACAAGCUGCUGGCCGCCCACCAGAAGAGGGGCGGCCACCCCAUCCAGUACAAGAUGGGGCCGGACCCCUCCUCCAUCGACAGCUGCAUGAUCGGCGGCGUGGUGUCGAACAACAGCAGCGGCAUGUGCUGCGGCGUGAGCCAGAACACCUACCACACGCUUAAGGACAUGCGCGUGGUGUUUGCGGACGGCACGGUGCUGGACACCUCUGACGCAGUCAGCCGGGAGUCGUUCCUGCGGUCCCACCGGUCGCUGUGCGAGGGCGUGUCUGCGCUGGCGCGGCGCGUGCAGGCGGACCGGGAGCUGACUAACCUCAUCCGCCGCAAGUUUGCGAUCAAAUGCACCACAGGCUACAGCCUGAACGCGCUGGUGGACUUCAGCGCCGACGACCCCGUCGAGAUGAUCAAGCACCUCAUGAUCGGCAGCGAGGGCACCCUGGGCAUUGGGAGGGCUCUCUGA
Messenger RNA from Monoraphidium neglectum, 981 nucleotides. Its product is annotated as Fe-S oxidoreductase. Gene Ontology annotation, molecular function: FAD binding; D-lactate dehydrogenase (NAD+) activity; D-lactate dehydrogenase (cytochrome) activity. The coding region runs from base 1 to 981 and encodes 326 amino acids. The record is from RefSeq and is a predicted model, not a curated record. Lineage: Eukaryota; Viridiplantae; Chlorophyta; Chlorophyceae; Sphaeropleales; Selenastraceae. The transcript has 8 exons. Gene Ontology annotation, biological process: lactate catabolic process.